Messenger RNA from Dentiscutata erythropus, 177 nucleotides. Lineage: Eukaryota; Fungi; Glomeromycota; Glomeromycetes; Diversisporales; Gigasporaceae. The record is from the annotation of a GenBank genome assembly.
AUGGAUCAAAGUGAUGAGAACAAAAUUAAAAUCAAAAUUGAAUUAUGUCCUAUGGAAGUAACUCCAACGGUCCAAGUUGUUGCAACAUCUACAAUUUUAAAUAAUAUAGAAUUAGAACUUCAAGAAAACCUAUCAAAUCAAGAAGAUCCAACAACAAGUUAUAAAUGCAUAUAUUAA